Molecule: messenger RNA, 1182 nt
Organism: Camelina sativa (false flax)
Lineage: Eukaryota; Viridiplantae; Streptophyta; Magnoliopsida; Brassicales; Brassicaceae
Source: RefSeq, a predicted model, not a curated record
AUGGUUGCUAAAGGUUUUCAUCAACGCCAAGGGAUUGAUUAUGCUGAGACCUUCAGUCCCGUGAUCAAGUCAACAACGAUCCGUUUGGUUUUGGAUAUUGCGGUUGCACAUUCUUGGAAAAUCAAGCAACUAGACGUUAAUAAUGCCUUCUUACAAGGUGAACUCAAGGAGGAGGUUUAUAUGGCCCAAACAGAAGGUUUUGUGGAUCCUGACAAGCCGGAUUACGUAUGUCGUCUCCGUAAGCCAAUCUAUGGUCUAAAGCAAGCUCCGCGUGCCUGUUACUUGUCUCUCAAGAAUCAUCUUCUUCACACAUGUUUUACUAAUUCCCAUGCCGAUACGUCGUUGUUUGUUAAGAAAUGUGGGUCUUCGUUUGUGUAUGUGCUUGUGUAUGUUGAUGAUAUUCUCGUCACCGGUAGUUACUUUGUCCUUGUUGUUCAAACGCUUGCUUCCUUUGCUGAUCGGUUCUCUAUCAAAGACCCUACUGAUCUCACAUAUUUUCUGGGCAUUGAAGCUACACGAACCAAAGCAGGACUUCAUUUGAAGCAACGCAAGUAUAUUGUUGACUUUUUAGCGAAGAACAACAAGCACAAUGCAAAACCGGUCGCAACGCAAAUCGCUACUUCUCCCAAACUUACUAAACAUGGCGGUACGAUCCUCGGUGAUCCCACUCAAUAUCGGUCUGUUGUAGGCAGUCUUCAGUAUCUCUCCUUUACUCGACCUGAUAUCUCCUACGCCGUCAAUCGUCUCUCCCAGUUUAUGCAUGCGCCGACCACUGAUCACUGGCAAGCCGCUAAACGGGUACUUCGUUAUCUCGUAGGAACGCAAACUCAUGGUAUUUUUCUUCGUGCACCAUCCCCUAUGGCUCUCAAUGCUUUUUCUGAUGCUGAUUGGGCUGGUGAUGUCGAUGAUUAUGUCUCUACUAAUGCUUAUGUGAUCUAUCUUGGUCAUAAUCCUAUCUCCUGGAGCUCUAAGAAGCAACGCGGUGUUACUCGCUCAUCAACAGAGGCGGAAUACCGGGCUGUUGCCAACACCGCUUCUGAGCUUCGGUGGCUAUGCUCACUCCUCACCGAACUUGGUGUUACACUUCGCUCCCCUCCGGUCAUAUACUGCGACAACAUUGGCGUAACUUACCUUUGUGCUAAUCCUCUCUUUCACUCUAGGAGUGAAAGACAUUGCACUUGA